Epinephelus moara (kelp grouper) is the source of this 5104-nucleotide messenger RNA. RefSeq names its product monocarboxylate transporter 12-B-like. The record is from RefSeq and is a predicted model, not a curated record. The transcript is spliced from 10 exons. Gene Ontology annotation, molecular function: monocarboxylic acid transmembrane transporter activity. The coding region runs from base 1888 to 3798 and encodes 636 amino acids. Lineage: Eukaryota; Metazoa; Chordata; Actinopteri; Perciformes; Serranidae. Gene Ontology annotation, biological process: monocarboxylic acid transport; transmembrane transport.
AACUAGUGUUUUGGAGGCGUAACUGCAGAGGGACACAGACACACCACCACGCGGACCCAAGUGCGUCAUGCCAUACACUGCCACCACUGGCCGGGUGUUGUCCAUCAAAACCAAGAUGGCCGACGGAAAGCAAGAAAUGCUGUCCCCCUCAAGAAUAGCGGGAACUGCCCACUGGUCCGACAACAUCCCAUUGUUCUGACCAUAUUAAAUCCAUUGUUCUGAAGUCCCAUUGUUCCGAAAUCAUCAUGAUGCCCUGUGGUUAAGGUCUGGUUAGGUUUAGGCACAAAAAUCACUUGGUUAGGGUCAGGAAAAGAUCAUGGUGUGGGUUAAAAUGAAAAAGAAAGUGGCAAUCACAUAUCGGAACAACGGGAUGUCGGACCAAUGACAUGGACCCAGAAUAUCUUGUCAUUCCUGUUACCCUGGCAGGUAAAUAAAAUCUAGAAAAAUCAAGUAACAUCAAGAAGUAAUAAUGUUGUUACAUUUUUGAAAUAUUGUUUAUAUGUUGUGAGGAAAUUGCAAUUAAUCAUCUUUCCAUUAAGGUAUAGAGGGGAGGAGUAGAAAAAGAGGGGAGAAGCUGAGGAGUCAGGAAAGUUCAGCGCUUUUGCGUGGCAUUGAACAGUGUUAGAAUUUGUUGAAAACAUGUGAACAUACUAGUUUAACAGCAUCAAAAUAUAUGUUUAUAGUAUCACAUGAUAUAGAUCAUUUUUUGAUUGGUUCAUAUAUUUUUAGUUUAAAAAUUAAACACAUGCUGUCCACCCAAGUGGAUAUGAAAAACUACUUGAGAAAUGCAUGUUUAAAAAAAUGAACUUCAGAAUUUUUUUUAUGUCUAAAGAGGAAUAAAAAACAUCUGAGGUGGUAAUACUUCAUGCAUGAAAAUUGAUUUAAAGGGGUUUAAAGACAAGCACAUAGAAAUAAAGAAAAAGACUAGACAGAAAAAAAACUAAUAAAGAAAGAAGACAGACAAAAAUACCAGAAUCAUUCCCAGUCAUUUCCUUUAAAAGGUUUAAUGUUCACUUUUAUGUAAAAAUUUGACUCCACAGUUGUACCUACAUUGGUUUACAUAACAAUGAACAAAGUGUUAAAAGUAAAGGUGAGUUAAUUGAUUCAGGGGAUGGGGUCAAAUUUGUCCUAUGUGACAUUGAAAAGCAAUACAAGUUUUAAGUUGUAGGUAGCUUAACAUUCACUCAACUAACCAAAUUUACAAAGACAGUACUGUCUGCUAAGACUGUUUCAUAAGAGAGGAGUAAAUUAUCUUUACUACAAGAGAUAAAAAGUCUGAUAAAGUCAGUAAACUGGAGGCUCCGUCAUACCUGCGCAGGUUGUACCCAACAUUAUGGGAUUAUUACAAAAUAAAGUCAUAAAAAAGCAAUGAAGUGAAAUUAGGGAGCCAAGUUGCUACGGGUGUCUGUGUGGGAACUUUUGGGCACCUCUCCAACUCCUCCUCCUCCUCCUCCUCCUCCCUGCCUUCCUCCCCCCAUAUCUUCAGUUUGCGGGCUCAGUUGUGUUGCAGAGCACCAUCAGGGUGUCUGCAGGCAGCAGCAGCAGAAAAUCUUUCUUUGUUUAUUUUUUUAAUUUUAAUUUACCUCCUGUUUGUGUGUCUGCCCAAACAGCUGAGCCGUGAAGUGGUGACAGAGGAGCAGAGAGCGACUGGAAGCUGAUUGCUUGAGUAAGAAGAGGAAGAAGAAGCAAACCAAAAGAGAAGAAGGUCCUUUAAGUUUCAUGAAGAUCUCGACUGCAGCUGUGACGAAACAAGCCCAGCCAAUGAAAACGUGUCGUAUAUUUAGAGACAAAAGGAGAACAUUGAGUAGAGGAACUGUGACCUCCAGAAACCCUUGUAACAGUAAGCAUAGACACUUAUGUCAUUCUGCUUUGUGAUUGGCUGGAGCAAUGGCACUCACCAAGAAGGAGAAGCACGAGGGAGGCAGGAGAGCGUCUGGGGUCACGACCCCGCCAGAAGGUGGCUGGGGUUGGAUGAUCGUCGCUGGGUGUUUCCUCGCCACCAUCUGCAUCCGGGCAGUGACAAGAGGAAGGAAGAACCCUGAAAACAUGAUGUGUUGGCCUGGAACAACAUCAGACACUGAGAUCCUUUGGUGUUCCUGCAGAUGUGUGUCCAUGUUCUUUGUGGAGUUCCAGCUGCACUUUGAGAAGGAUUAUUCCACCACCGCCUGGAUCCACAGUCUCAUCGACUCCACCACCAUGCUCUGUGCUCCUCUGGGUGGUUUUCUUGGGAACCAUCUGUCCUGCAGAGCCACAGUGAUGCUGGGAGGUCUGCUGUCCUCUGCUGGUCUGAUCCUCAGCUCCUUCGCUAACAGUCUGGAAUAUCUGUACAUCUCCCUGGGCCUCCUCACAGGUCUUGGCUUUGCUCUCAGCUACACACCAGCUAUAGCGAUGGUUGGGAGGUACUUCAAUGAGAGGAAAGCCCUGGCCUAUGGCAUCGCCAUGUCUGGGAGCGGCAUCGGGACGUUCAUCCUGGCUCCUGCAGUCCAGCUGCUCAUAGAGCGUUACUCCUGGAGAGGAGCUCUGCUCAUCCUGGGAGGGUUUGUUUCCAACCUGUGUGUCUGUGGUGCUCUGAUGAGGCCGCUGGAACCAAGGAGAAGUGAAAGGAUAUGGGAGAACCAUAUGGCAAACCUGGAGACAGACUGCAUGACAACAGCGCUGGAUUCAAAUGACUCUGAGCAAGUGCCAACUGAUUGCAGCCAAGUGGAGGCGAAGCAGCUAGAUAGCAACAACUUAAUUGAUACUCAAAGGUUGCUCAUAGCCAACGGAGCAUUCAGAAACUUUGGACUUGAAAACAACAAACUCACAGAGGGGGGCAUAGUGCUGAUACCAAGCUUGAGCCCGCCUGAUCCGAGUUUAACAGAUCUGAAGAUAGCUGAGUGUAUUUUAUUUAGCAACAAGCUAACAGAGACAGUGCUAGGGGAGAUCUCAGGUCAUAAAGUAGCAAAUGGUAGCCCAAUGGAGGACUUGAAAUUGGUGGAAAGCAUGAACUUGAACAACAAGGCAGCUAAGGUAGAAGACUUAAAACUCACUGAAGUCAAACCAACAGAUACCUACCACUUAGAUAAAACCAUUAGCCUUCCUCCAGAGGCUUUAGUGAGCACACAGACUUCGUCCAGAGGUCACGGUUUCUGUCUCAAGUCCAGGGAAGAGUUUGGAUUCCUCUCGAUACCCAACUUCCUGAUUCUGUCUGUGUCCUUCCUGUUCCUGGCUUAUGGCUGCAGCGCUCCAGUAGUUUACCUGGUCCCUUACGCCCUCAGCAUGGGGCUGGAGCACCAGCAGGCCGCCUUCCUCAUGUCCAUGUUUGGAGUCAGCGGGAUUGUGGGUAACAUCACCUUUGGAUGGAUCACAGACAGGAAGUAUCUGAAGAGGUAUCGCCUGCUGAGCUACAUGAUGGCGAUCGGCAUGGAGGGGCUCUGCUGUAUGUUCGUCCACCUCCUUCACUCCUUCUCCCUCCUUGUCCCAUUUUCCGUUCUCUACGGGUACUUUGACGGGGCGUACGUGGCGCUCAUUCCAGUGGUGACCUCUGAUGUCGUGGGCUCCACCUACCUGACCUCUGCUCUGGGUGCGGUCUACUUCCUGCAUGCCAUCCCCUACCUGAUCAGCCCACCAAUAGGAGGUUGGUUGGUAGACAGGACGGGAAACUACGCAGCAACCUUCUUCCUCAGCGGGGCUUCCUUCAUGCUCAGCUCUGCGGUGCUGUCAGCUGCCUUGUUAGUCAGACGCUGCCAGAGGUUUAAAUCUGCUGCACGUUUCAAUCCCAAUCACACUACUGCUGCGGCUCAGCAGGACAUCAUAUGACAAUGCUAAUCAAGAUGCUGCUCCUCCAUCUGCGCGGAUGUGCACCUCACCACUGCUGGUGUGAUCAGGUGCUACUUUGAUGUGCAUCAUACCUGAACCUGUGCCUUUUUUAAAGAAACAAUGUGACUUUGAGACAAACAGAUUAUGUUAUAAUAAUAUUUUUUCGAUGAGAGUUUUCUGUUUGUUUAAUGCUGAUAUUUUGUUUUGUAAAACCAAAGAGCAUUCCUUAUCAAAGCCAAAAAUUGCAAGCAGGUUGUCAUUAACAUUGCUAUAAUGAGUAUUUGCCAAAAUUAUCCAUUUUGCCAGUUGAUUAUGAUUAAUAUUUUAUUACCACGCAUUAGGCUACCCUAUGUGGGAAAGCACCAGGCUCCAAGACAAGUGUAAACAUUUUAAAAAAGUGCUUUAAAAGACUGAAAAAAAACCCGUUCCUUUGUCUGUAAUUUUGCUUUUGAAAACAAGAUUUUCUGUGUAGUAUUAUCACAAACUGUUUUGUGCAAUAUCCAAAGAUACGUACCCUCACUCUACAAAUGGCUACAUCGCUCUGCCGUACAUUUACAGGCUUCCCACAUCACUGUGGUACAUUUUUUUACAGAGUAAAAAUUUACAGUGUCAUUAUGUAAAAAGUAAUCUAAAUCUGAAUCUAUUAGAGAAUAAUAAUAAUUUCAAAAACAAGAGUUUACAGGCAGACAGACAUGGUGCCGGUUCCCUCAUACUUGGAAAGCUGGAUAAAAUAAAAUAAAGUGUGGACUGGUGCUUAUAUUCAGCCAUUUCUGUGUAACUUGUAAGAAGAAUUCUGAAAAGUGGUGCUACAUGCUACAGCGACUGCAAAUGGGUGUACCUUGAAUUAGAUAUCACCCAGCUGGCAUUCUAAUGUUUAUUCACUGUUGAAUCAAUGGUUGAACUACUGUUGAAUUAUGGUUUGAUUGUGAAAGAUGAAUCAGCGUUGAUUUCGCAAUGCUGUUUCAGUGUUGUUUCAUGAACUUGAAAUUUGGUUUCAAAAUUGUUUCAGCGUUGAAACAGAUCUUCAACGUUGAAGGCCAGUCGUGUGCCAGCUAGGUAGAGCAACUUUAGAAGAAUUAGAGAAAUAAUAGUGCUCGUGAGUCUUUGAUUUUAUUAAGAAGAACAUGAGCAUUUGUGUCAGACUGUGUGCUUUCCUACAGCAAACCAUCAACUUCUUUGUCCAUGGAAACCACAUUAAAAAUAUCACUCAAGCGUAUCAAAGUCAUGAGUGAUGGUUGUGUUUGGUGAGUGCUGAGAACAUAAAUAUGAUAGUGUUGUUAAAUAAAUAAAAUGUAUAUUCAUUUAA